AUAAACAAACCAAUGCAUUGGUUGGGAGCCAAGCAUCGAUUUCAGAUCGGGCAGGGCAACAACACCAACCAGAAGCACCACCACCAUUACCAAUUUUGGUGGGCACUGCGAAGAAAGAAGCGGCGCAGCCAUGAAGCCAUGGAGGUCUGGUCUUCUCAUCUUGGUGAUAGUCUCACCCCUUGUGGUGUCCUGCCUACUGAAGUCGGUUGAGGGCCUCAACAUUGGCCUCCAAAACACUGCUCUUCAUGUUUCUUCUUUGUCGAACACAGGAUGCAGCAGGACAUGCGAGUCAGCCUUUUGCUCAGUGCCUCCAUUUCUGAGGUAUGGAAAGUAUUGCGGACUUCUCUAUACUGGUUGCCCUGGAGAGCCUCCAUGUGAUGGCCUAGACGCCUGCUGCCAGAAGCAUGAUGCUUGCGUUCAGGCCAAACAAAGCUAUCUUGAUUCGGAGUGCAAUAAGGCUCUACUGAGAUGCCUCAAACGGUUCCGGAAGUCCCGCAGGAAAACGUUCAAGGGGAACACUUGCAGCGUGACGGAAGUUACUGAUAUUAUUUAUACAGUCAUUGAAGCUGCACUAAUUGCUGGAGGCAUAAUACAUCAUCAGUAAAAUAUACAAUCAUAACUAUGAGCAUGUAUAUUUGCUCCUGUAAUUCGAACAGCUAAUGCAGUUUAUCCCCCCGUUCUUUUC
Messenger RNA from Nymphaea colorata (pocket water lily), 685 nucleotides. RefSeq names its product phospholipase A2-alpha-like. The coding region runs from base 131 to 604 and encodes 157 amino acids. The transcript is spliced from 4 exons. The record is from RefSeq and is a predicted model, not a curated record. Lineage: Eukaryota; Viridiplantae; Streptophyta; Magnoliopsida; Nymphaeales; Nymphaeaceae. Gene Ontology annotation, biological process: lipid catabolic process; phospholipid metabolic process; arachidonate secretion. Gene Ontology annotation, molecular function: A2-type glycerophospholipase activity; calcium ion binding.